Messenger RNA from Brassica napus (rape), 1963 nucleotides. Its product is annotated as serine/threonine-protein kinase ZRK1. Gene Ontology annotation, biological process: protein phosphorylation; cell surface receptor signaling pathway. The record is from RefSeq and is a predicted model, not a curated record. The coding region runs from base 919 to 1410 and encodes 163 amino acids. NCBI's taxonomy places the organism in Eukaryota, Viridiplantae, Streptophyta, Magnoliopsida, Brassicales, Brassicaceae. Gene Ontology annotation, cellular component: plasma membrane. The transcript has 2 exons. Gene Ontology annotation, molecular function: protein serine/threonine kinase activity.
ACAAAAAAAUUCAUCAAGAACCCUAAUAUAUUGAUCUAUCAUAUUGAUAAAAUAAUGAUUCUAAAACGUUCAUAUACAAUUUAACAUUUUACUUGAAAAUAUUUUUGGUUUCAGAUUACUCUAAUUUACUAGCUGAUUUUUUAUUUUGUUGCCAGUACACUUUCUACAAACGCAUUAGUAACAAGAAUAACUUUUUUACCAGAAAAAAAAACAAGAACAACUUAAUUCUACUCAAAUUUGAAAAACAGAACAAUGCAUAAAAAAAGAAGAAAGAAGAGCGAAAAUGAAGAGUGUGGCACCGAUUUGGAAAAAUAAAUUAAUUGAUUUACUCUAUUUAUAUGACUAUAUCAUUUAAUACAAUAUAAAGAAACUAAGAUCAUCAAUAAAGGAAUCAUAAUCAAUUAGAUUCUUUCAAUUAUUAUAAAAAAAUGGAAAUUUUGAAGAAAACAGGAAUCGAGCCUGCACAUGUGAUAUAAAAGGAGUAGAACUCAAGCCACUAGACCUAAGAGAAUUACCUAGUAUUGGCGCCCCUAAAAUAUAUAUAUUGUGUGGCGCCUAAAGCCCAAGCUUUACGGACUUUAGGCCAGGUUCGGGCAUCAAGAAUGGUCAAGAAACGGAAUAUUAUACGGAGACUAGAAGAAAUAUUAAGCUGACCAAAGGUGUAUCUAAUGUAUCUCAGUCAAUAUAAGUUUGUUAUUUAUUUGACGUUGUCGUAUUGGACGUUGUCUUCUUUUUGUAGGCGUGUUGGACGGGACUUGGAUGUUCAUAUUUUGAGAUCCACGCGUAUUGAUGAAUCAAUAGUCUUUUAUUUUUCUCAAAACAGAACUGUAAGAGCUUCUUUUUAGCAAAAAAAAAACUGUAAGAGCGUCUCUGUCUCAACGGUAUUGCAGAUUUUGCAAUCCUAGGCAUCAUUCGUCAAUGGAAUGCUGGGGAAAGAAGAAGGAGAAGCAGAAGGAAAAAGAGAAAAAGUGGUUCCUCGAAAAUGGAAGCAUCUUUCUUCAGCAACUCAUUGCAGACUGUAACGGUGUAUCAAACCCUAUCCGAAUCUUCUCUUCCGAUCAAAUCUCCAAGGCCACAGAUCACUUCGACCCCAAGUUUUAUCUCCAUGAUAUACCAGAAGCCUUUACUUGGUACAAGGCCGUCAUCGAAGGCAGAUCUUACGCGAUCAAGAAAUUUACAGACAAAUGGCAUCAAAUCCAUCCAGUCGCGCCGUACAAUGAUAUCGUCUUGUCGUCUCGGGAGAGAGGAGAACCUAUUGAAUUCGGGGGUGGUUCGAACCAGAUGAGGCCUGGUCAGAUGAAAAUGUUUCUCGACCUGGCAUUGAGAUGCUGCGAGGAGAGGAAUGAAGACAGGCCUAAGAUGAUCUCGGUGGCGAAAGAGAUUAAGCUAAUAGAAACAAUGAUCAUUUGAUUGUUCUGAGGAUGGUCAGAUCUAAAGAUCUGAUAUUUGUGGUUAUACGGUUGUGUAUUUGUUACAUUUGUGAUUUAAUAUGAUAUAUGAUUUUCGAGUAAAACUUUUAUUUUGAUUAAGAAAGAGUUUUGAGGGUAAAUGAAUCUAUCUUUAGGUUCUGAAAGCAUGCAGAACAUGUUAGAUGGUUCUCAUUUCCAGAAAAGCUUCAUGUUGAAUUAAGGAGCAAGGAUAUUAGCAUCAGGGAUUAGAUCCAAAAGCAGGAAGCGUAGUUUCGAAAACCUGCUUGAAUGUGUAUUUUUUUGUUUUUUGCUUAAAUUGAAUGUAUUCUUGAAAUUGUUUGUCAAGAUUAGGCUACAAAUCAAAAUCUCAUGAAAGUUUUGUGUUGAUCAUUCAGACUGCAUGUGCAAAAGAGUGAGUUUCAAACUUGUUCACCGAUAAAAGUUGAUAUUUUGUAAAAAAAAAAAAAAUUUUGGAAUUUUGAAACUUUAAUUGCCUCAGAGCACCUUCCCGUUGGAGUUCUUAGUAUAUGUGUUAUGUAUAUAUAUAUGUAUGU